GGAGGGAAAGCUUCAGCUAUAUAUGUCCCAAGAAAAGGGAAGAAGCUUGAUGCUUGGUAUAAGGUGAAUGAGCUCUAGGAAACAACAUGAGAAGGGCCAAACCACCUGCAAAUCCGGGGGAGGGGCAAAGCGUGGGGGAAACCUUCUACCCAGCUUUCGCCAUCCAGACUCCUGGUUGGAUGCACAAAUGCGGGGAAGACAGUUAACAUUCGAACCAGAAGCUGCUCGGCUGAUUCUCACCCCCACGCCGCUAGCCACCUCCCGUGCUAUUCUUCUUCAUCCAUCGUGCGACAGAAGCUCUCCUGUCGGACAUCGUCCGGGGAAGUGGAGUCGAUCGACUCGUUGGUGUCUCUCGGGCCUCCCCUGACGCUUCGUAUCUUUGUUCCUAUAACUCGGGUGGGGAUGGGUCUGGGGAAAGUUUGUUUGAAAUCCCCGCCUUCAGCAGCGAAUCGACGUAUACUUGGCAGUUCCCAAUGUUGUUGGGAUCCACUGUCCAUGGCUCCAUCAUCGGGGGGAAGUAGUCUGUUUCGCAACUUGCAUCCUCGCUGUACACAAGUCCGCUCGUGGAGACAUGCAUUUCUGGUCAUUCGGGCAAAAACUGUUGAGCUCCCGUGUUUGUUCACCUCAGGGAAGGCGAGGAUUGGCUCGCAGAAUAUCCGUGCAGCUCCACGUUCUGGGGUAAUGUCGGUGAUCUUCCGGCCAGCAGGUCAGCUCGAAUUUCUUGAUGUCGUCACACCCUGCAAGUUACAUCCGUCCCGUCUUCCCGUCGGCAUUUCUUCCUACAUAGUAGUAGUCAGUGACAUGCCGAUUCCACGCAGCUGACUCGAAAAUUUCAUCGCACGGAGAAGCCGAGGAGAGUUCAACUUCUGCUAACUGGCUUGGCCUUGAGGGGUAGUUGCAGCAAGCUGAACUUUUGCCUUCGCAGUACACUUGUACUAUGAAGUUCCUCGUUGCCUCCUCUUUCCCUCUUGUUUUGGGGGGCGCUAUAAGUAGUUCACGAAAUAUAUAUCCGACUACAAAUGGUAGUAGUUCUCAACAUCAUUUAUGUUUCAUGAAGAUGGGACCGUUUUUACUUACAAUUGUAACUGAAUUUCAAUUCUGAAUCCCCCAUACUACAAUAUCCAUCUAAUAAGUGAGAUAAUCA
Molecule: messenger RNA, 1144 nt
Organism: Aspergillus welwitschiae
Lineage: Eukaryota; Fungi; Ascomycota; Eurotiomycetes; Eurotiales; Aspergillaceae
Exons: 2
Coding region: 403-822 (139 amino acids)
Source: RefSeq, a predicted model, not a curated record